AUGGAUGCUGAGUAUACAUAUGUUAGUACAAGGUGGAACCCAACACAGGAGCAAUUACAAAUCUUGAGAGACUUAUAUUAUAAUAAUGGGAUGAGGAACCCAUCUCCACAGGAGAUAAGGGGUAUAACACAAAGGUUAAGCCAGUAUGGAAAUAUUGAGGAGAAGAAUGUCUUCUACUGGUUUCAAAACCAGAGGGGUCGAGAGAAGCAGACAAAACGCCUGGCUAAACUUGCAACUGAUGCAGCUGCCCCCCAGGAUUUGCAACAACAAGCUACAGCAAGAGGGUUAGGUGGGCGUGAUACAAAGCAUCCAAUGUUGGAAACCCUCCCUCUUUUUCCAAUGCAUAGCGACAGGGCGGACAAAUCCAAGGCCGAUAUGAAUAGCUCUCAUCAACCUUCUCUUGAGCUUACCCUCCGUCCUUACUCUCCUACACCUUAG
Messenger RNA from Ipomoea triloba (trilobed morning glory), 438 nucleotides. RefSeq names its product protein WUSCHEL-like. Gene Ontology annotation, biological process: plant organ development. The record is from RefSeq and is a predicted model, not a curated record. NCBI's taxonomy places the organism in Eukaryota, Viridiplantae, Streptophyta, Magnoliopsida, Solanales, Convolvulaceae. Gene Ontology annotation, molecular function: DNA binding; DNA-binding transcription factor activity. The coding region runs from base 1 to 438 and encodes 145 amino acids. The transcript has a single exon.